CGUCAAGAAUUCAGAAGAGUACUCGUAAAUCUAUUUUAAGUAUAUAUAAUAAAUUUGAAUCAGUACACAAAGAUGAGAAUAAGAGUAAGACUGAUAAGAUGGAAGUUGUACACAAAGUUGAUAAAAAUUUGUGUGUAAAACCUAAUCGAAGAAAUGAUAAAGUUAUUGAGUCCUCAGUAGUACAGAAUGAUUCAAGUACACCAAAAAUUUGUAUAUCAAAGCAGGAUACUUGGAAACCAUCUAUGAAAAUGAGAAUCAAUAUCCUAGCUAAACCAGUUACACCAUUGCAAGAAAUCAGAACUAAGUUGCAUGUCAGUGCAGUACCUAAGUCAUUACCUUGCAGAGAAGAAGAGUUUAAUAAUAUUUACACAUUUCUAGAAACCAAACUAACAGAUAAUAGUGGAGGAUGUAUUUAUAUAAAUGGCGUCCCAGGUACAGGAAAAACUGCUACUGUAAAUGAGAUUGUAAAAUGUCUAAACAGAUCAGUUAAAAAAGGUAAAUUAAACCGUUUUGAUUUUGUUGAGAUUAAUGGUAUGAAAUUAUCUGAGCCCCGGCAAGCCUAUGUACAAAUUCUAAAGCAAUUAUCUGGGAAAAUUUUAACAUGGGAACAAGCGUAUAAUACGUUAGAAAAAGUAUUUAAUAGCAAUGCUAAAAGGCCAAUGACAUUGCUACUUAUAGAUGAGCUUGAUUUAUUAUGUACAAAACGACAGGAUGUAAUAUAUAAUCUUUUGGACUGGCCUACAAAAGCCUCUGCUCGAUUAGUAGUCAUUACUAUUGCCAAUACUAUGGAUCUUCCAGAAAGAGUUUUAAUGGGUAGAGUCACAUCGCGAUUAGGUCUUACUCGAGUAACUUUUGAACCAUACAAUUAUAAACAAUUAUAUGAGAUAAUAUUAAUCAGACUUAAAAACACAGACAUUUUUGAAAAUGAAAUUAUACAGUUAAUUGCACGUAAAGUAUCUGCAGUAUCAGGUGAUGCUCGCCGAGCUUUGGACAUUUGUCGUCGAGUGGCAGAAAUUACUGAAACACGCAAUAAUACUACAGUAAGCAUACAAGACGUAAAUGAAGCUUUGUCGGAGAUGAUAAUAAAUCCAAAAGUUCAAGCGAUAAAACAUUGCUCGAAAUUCGAGCAAAUAUUCUUGCAAGCCGUAUGUGUAGAAAUUAAACGAAUUGGUGUAGAAGAAGUUUGUUUCAUAAAUGUUUAUAGACAGUUUGAAUCUUUAUGCUCUUUUGAUGGGUACAAAACACCUAAUAUUAGUCAAACUCUUGAUAUUUGCGCAAAACUGGGUGAUUAUAGAUUGCUAAUUUGCGAAUAUGCAAGUAACGAUAUAUAUAAAAAAGUUCUAUUAAACAUAUCAAAGGAUGAAAUACAUUAUGCGCUACAAAAAAUUGAUUUUAAUUAA
Messenger RNA from Cyphomyrmex costatus, 1400 nucleotides. RefSeq names its product origin recognition complex subunit 1. Gene Ontology annotation, molecular function: ATP hydrolysis activity; ATP binding; DNA replication origin binding. Gene Ontology annotation, cellular component: nuclear origin of replication recognition complex. The transcript is spliced from 5 exons. NCBI's taxonomy places the organism in Eukaryota, Metazoa, Arthropoda, Insecta, Hymenoptera, Formicidae. The record is from RefSeq and is a predicted model, not a curated record. Gene Ontology annotation, biological process: mitotic DNA replication checkpoint signaling; DNA replication initiation. Bases 99 to 1400 code for a protein of 433 amino acids.